Messenger RNA from Papilio xuthus (Asian swallowtail), 2745 nucleotides. It is a transcript of the gene Smurf, whose product is annotated as SMAD specific E3 ubiquitin protein ligase. The record is from RefSeq and is a predicted model, not a curated record. The transcript is spliced from 12 exons. Gene Ontology annotation, biological process: proteasome-mediated ubiquitin-dependent protein catabolic process; protein ubiquitination; negative regulation of BMP signaling pathway. NCBI's taxonomy places the organism in Eukaryota, Metazoa, Arthropoda, Insecta, Lepidoptera, Papilionidae. Gene Ontology annotation, molecular function: ubiquitin protein ligase activity; protein binding. The coding region runs from base 195 to 2636 and encodes 813 amino acids. Gene Ontology annotation, cellular component: cytoplasm.
UCAUCAUCUGGCAACACUGACAUGAUGGGUAGACAAUGUACAAAAUUGAAUGAAUAGAUAGAGGCGAAUAUUGCAUUGCAUAUUGCAUAAAAAACAAAUUGUUGUAAAAAUGGUGGGCAGGCUUACGAAGUAGAAAUAAUGUCAAUUAUUUACAUAUAAAAUUAUUGUGAUGUGUUGGUGAAUCAUUCAAAACGAUGUCCACACCAGUGUCAAAUCGAAAAUAUGGGGCACAGAAAAUUCGACUCACAAUACUGUGUGCAAGAAACUUGGUCCGGAGGGAUCUUUUCCGCUUACCAGACCCAUUUGUGAAAAUAUCAGUUGAUGGCAGUGGUCAAGUAUAUUCUACAAAUGCAGUGAAAGCAACUUUAGACCCAAAGUGGAACACACAUUAUGACUUGUAUCUCUCUAAGGGUGAUGGCAUCACAAUCAGUGUUUGGAACCAACGAAAAGUACACAAAAGGCAAGGGUCUGGAUUUCUUGGUUGUGUACGAAUUCAACCAUCAACAGUGCAUAAAUUAAAAGAUACAGGCUAUCAAUGUUUGGAACUAUGCGAAGAAAAUCUAGGAAAAGCUUGUGGUGUUCGAGGCCAAGUUAUCGUGUCUCUGCUAUCGAGAGAUAGUACAAGAGGAGAGCCAGCCUCAGCUGCAGGUGAGGGCUCCCCAUUGGCAGUGGUGGGGCCUGCUGGAGAAGUUCGUGCACCGAGGGACCCACCAAUUAAUAAUACAAAUGUAUCACAUUUACCGCUGCCCCCGCACUGGGAGGAGAGAUUUACGUCAAGUGGCAGGCCAUAUUACGUUAACCAUGCACUCAGAAGGACCCAGUGGGAGCGACCGACGUCGGAAGACCUGAGCCCUGCGACCACGCAGCCCAGCUCUCCUUCGCCACCCACACCUGCCUCCCCCGCCUCGCCAAUGUCCCCCAGCUUACCCGGAUCCCCUGCCUCACCAUCGUCACCUGUCACCGAAUCGGAUGUGUCACUAGUCACAUCAAUUUCUUUAAGACCGGAGCCUCAGCCGCAAACAGCAGUACGUUCGCGGCAAGUGCAGAAUCCGUCUUCGCCCACUACUCCGUCGACCACGCCCUCCCCCACCAUACCUAUAGCAGCAACGGACUUGCCGCCCGGAUAUGAGAUGCGUACAACAGCACAGGGCCAGGUGUACUUCUACAACGGCGCGACUGGUGCGUCUUCGUGGCAUGACCCGCGCGUGCCCGCCGCGUUGCAACACCGCGCCGCCGCUGCCGGCCCGCUGCCGCCCGGCUGGGAGAUGCGCCUCGCACCAUCCGGCAGACCUUACUUUGUUGAUCAUAACCAUCGUACCACGCAGUUCACUGAUCCCAGACUGGCUCUUUCUGCUAGACUGCCGACAGCUGAUUCGACUCCAGCACCGGCGUCACCUGCAGCGAACGUGACGCCUGUGGUCAGCGCGAAUGGAGCUGCACCCGGCGAGCCGGAGGCUGACGCGCUGCCAAAAUAUAAGCGCGAUCUGGCCGCUAAAGCCCGCGUGCUGCGCGCCGAGCUGCAAGCGCUGCAGCCGCAGACCGGACACUGCAGGAUUGAGGUAUCGCGCAACGAAGUACUAGAAGAAUCGUACCGUCUAGUGAUGAAGUUGCGCGGCAAGGAGCUACGCAAGCGGCUGCUGGUGAAGUUCCGUGGCGAAGAGGGUCUGGACUACGGCGGUGUGGCGCGCGAAUGGCUGCAUCUGCUGGGCCGCGAGCUCUUUAAUCCGCACUACGGACUCUUUCAGUACGCGAACGCUGGCGAUGACAGAUACGCGCUGCAAAUCAAUCCCGAUUCUGGCGUGAAUCCCGAGCACCUGUCGUACUUCCACUUCGCGGGACGCAUCCUGGGCGUGGCGCUGUUCCACGGGCACCAGCUGGACGCCGCGUUCACCGCGCCCUUCUACAAGCAGCUCCUCGGUCGCGCCAUCACGCUCAGGGAUAUACGCGACGUCGACCCGGAACUGCAUCGCUCUCUGUCUUGGAUGCUAGAAAACAGCAUAGCAGGCGUCAUAGACACGACAUUCUCGGUGGAAUGUGCGUCGUUUGGCGCAGUGCGAAGCGUGGAACUGCGGCCUGGAGGCGCGGUCGAGACGGUCACUGACGCCAACAAGCGUGACUACGUGCGUCUGUACGUCGCGCACCGCUUCACGCGCGGCGCCGAGCGACAGUGGCUUGCGUUGCAGCGCGGAUUGGCAGAUAUUGUACCACCACAGUUACUACGACCUCUAUCCCCUAAGGACCUUCAACCCCUACUCGCAGGCCGCGCCGACCUAGACCCGGUCGACUGGAGACGACACACGCGACUCAAACACGUAGCCUCCGACGCACCCAUCGUCAACUGGUUCUGGGAGAUCGUCGAAGAAUUCGAUCCGGAAAUGAGAGCUAGGUUACUACAGUUCGUCACCGGCUCAAGAAGAAUUCCUCUCGCUGGCUUUAGAGCGUUGCAAGGCUCGACUGGAGCAGCUGCGCCGAAGUUGUUUACUUUGCACUUAGUGGCCGACGCCUCGCCCGACUCGCUGCCCAAAGCGCACACUUGCUUCAACCGACUCGACCUACCGCCAUAUCCGACUAAAGAGAAAAUGCAUGAUAAGUUAAAACAAGCCGUCCUUGAAACUGCGGGCUUUGCUGUUGAAUGAUACAAAUUUAUUUCUAACUUGACCAUUUUAUCUUAUUUGUUUUAGGAAUCAAUUAUGACACUGUUGAUAAAAUUAACAAAGGCAGCAGAAUCUUAUGUUACAAGUCAAA